Messenger RNA from Anarrhichthys ocellatus (wolf-eel), 2446 nucleotides. It is a transcript of the gene alpl, whose product is annotated as alkaline phosphatase, biomineralization associated. Lineage: Eukaryota; Metazoa; Chordata; Actinopteri; Perciformes; Anarhichadidae. Gene Ontology annotation, biological process: dephosphorylation. The record is from RefSeq and is a predicted model, not a curated record. The transcript is spliced from 12 exons. Gene Ontology annotation, molecular function: alkaline phosphatase activity. Gene Ontology annotation, cellular component: plasma membrane. Bases 220 to 1803 code for a protein of 527 amino acids.
AACAAAUGUGGCAUUAUAAAAAGGACUGAAAGCAGCGACGAGGACACACACUUCAAGGGGAAAGACCGAAUGAACUGCACGCACAUUUGAAUGUAGCUUUCUGUCCCGGAGAAACGCCACUUGCACUGUGAGGCGACGGCAGACAGGCAUCUUCCGAGUCUCAAAGUUGCACAUUUAACGCUGUCUGGAGCAACGCGUCAGCCGCACUGGGACGACAACAUGAAGGUGACAGCGCUGCUCAUCGUUUGCUCCUGUCUGAUUUCGGGGAGUUUCGGGAAGCCGCAAUUCCCUGAACAAGAGAAGGAUCCCAAGUUUUGGAAUACGUGGGCCCAGCGGACUCUGAAGAGCGCUCUGACGCUGCAAAAUCUCAACAUAAACAAAGCGAAGAAUCUCAUCCUCUUCCUCGGAGAUGGGAUGGGCGUUCCCACGGUGACAGCUGCUCGAAUACUGAAGGGUCAGCUGAACGGACAGAGUGGAGAAGAGACGCAGCUGGAGAUGGACAAGUUCCCCUUUGUGUCUUUGGCCAAGACAUACAACACUAACGCUCAGGUGCCAGACAGCGCCGGCACCGCCACAGCUUACCUCUGCGGGGUCAAGGCCAACGAGGGCACGGUGGGCAUGAGUGCAGCUGCUGUCCGAUCCCAAUGUAACACCACACAGGGCAACGAGGUCACCUCCAUCCUCAGAUGGGCUAAGGAAGCAGGCAAGUCAGUGGGAAUAGUGACGACGACCCGAGUCAACCAUGCGACUCCCAGUGCUGCGUACGCCCACUGCGUGGACAGAGACUGGUACUCCGACAGUGACUUGCCAGCUGAAGCACUGAAGAACGGCUGCAAAGAUAUCGCCAGACAACUCUUUGAAAACAUUCCCAACAUUGAUGUGAUUCUGGGUGGUGGGAGGAAGUAUAUGUUCCCCAAAAACCAAUCGGAUGUAGAGUACCCCGGCGUUGCGAAGCACAGUGGCACACGAAAAGACGGAAGAAACCUGGUGCAGGAGUGGAUUGACAAAAUGAAGGACAAAAAAGGUCAUUAUGUAUGGAACAAGAAGCAACUCUUAUCACUGAACCCUAAUAGCGUGGAUUACUUAUUGGGUCUCUUUGAACCUGCCGAUUUGCUGUACGACUUGGAGAGGAACAGUGAUACUGAUCCCUCGCUGACAGAGAUGGUGGAUGUGGCCAUCAAGGUCCUGAGGAAGAACCCCAAUGGAUUUUACCUGCUUGUCGAAGGAGGACGCAUUGAUCACGGACACCACGAGGGCAAGGCCAAGCAGGCUCUUCAUGAAACUGUGGAAAUGGACAGGGCCAUCGGUCUGGCAGGCCUCCUGACCAACGUCCAUGACACACUGACAAUAGUUACUGCUGAUCAUUCUCAUGUGUUCAACUUCGGGGGCUACACAGUCAGAGGAAACACAAUAUUUGGUCUGGCCCCAAAGCUGAGUGACGUUGACCAGAAGCCCUUCACCUCCAUCAUAUAUGGGAACGGACCAGGUUACAAACAUGUUAACGGCGCCAGGGAGAAUGUCUCCACUGUUGACUACCAGGAAAACAACUACCAGGCCCAGGCAGCUGUACCUCUGAGCAUGGAGACUCAUGGAGGAGAAGAUGUGGCUGUGUUUGCUAAAGGCCCCCUGGCUCACCUGCUGCAUGGGGUCCACGAGCAGAACUACAUCCCCCACGUGAUGGCGUACGCAGCCUGUAUCGGCCAGAACAGGGAUCACUGUUUCUCACUCAGCGGGUCUGCCGGUUUACGCCCCGUCCUCUCCAGCAUGGCAGCCCUUCUCACAGUCACCCGAAUUCUGUGCUAACCUCCCCCUGAUAGUCUAUUAAUAACACUAUAUACAUUUUAAGAUUUCAACUUGUUGUUGUUUUUUUGUAUUUUCUAAUUGUACUCGAAGCUAUCUUGAUCAUAGGACCACUGUUUCUGUUUUUGUUAUGAAAAUGAAUUGAGAAAAGCAUAGGGAUGUCGGUUUUAGGCAGUUCAGGCAAAUAUGUAAAAAGACACAAAAUAAUUGAUCCCCCUUGAUGCACUGAAAUGAAAAGUGGUGUUGCAGAGAUCACUACAAAAUCAGAGAUCUCAGUUGUGAUUUGUCUAUUGAAUAAUUUGUUUUUGUUCAGGGUUUUAUGAACCAAUUAAGUCUCCUUGUAAAAUGUAAACUCUUUAGGUUAGAUUGAAUUUGCAAAUAUUGAAUAUGUUUAAUAUUUUAAAUGUGCAGAUAACAUAAUCUACCUCAUAAACCUGCAAAAGAUCUCUCAUGUAAUGAUGGUGCGUUCAAAAAGGGCACAAUUCGAUGGACAAAAUGUAUGCCGGAACCAGAGGCAAGAGUAAAAAGGAAUAUAUUUCUUGUCAUACAUCGUGUGCAUACAGAGAAAGCCCACCUACCAUUGUUGUGUCCAAUAACAGAAGUUGUAAAACCUCUUAACCAAUAAAAUAAAUGUGUUCUGAUCAUC